AUGGUAAAUGAAAGCAAAAACAUGUACAUCCCGGAGGACACCCUUGAGAAUCAUCAAGGCUCCGACUACUCUCCCCCUCCCCCUCCCCCUCUUCCUCGCCCUCCUCCCCCUGGCCUGACCAACGAGCACAGUGGCGGAGGUAGCCACGGAGACCAUGGUGGAGGAGGGGGCGGGGUCAAUCAUGGGGUCGGCGUGGUCGGCCUGGCCCCUGAGCACAUUCCCACGCCGGGAGCGGCCCUGAGCUGGCAAGCAGCCAUUGAUGCAGCGCGGCAGGCGAAGAUGAUGGGCAACGCGGCAUCAGGCGGAGGGGCGGGUCUCGGGUUGGGAGGAGGUGGGCCCAUCUCCACGGCCAGCUCCACGCAAAGGAAGAGACAACACUACAGCUCCAAGCCCAAGAAACAGACCACAACGACAGCCACAAGGCCGCCGCGAGCCCUCCUCUGCCUCACGCUCAAGAACCCCAUCCGCAGGGCCUGCAUCAGCAUCGUAGAAUGGAAACCAUUUGAGAUCAUCAUCCUGAUGACCAUUUUCGCUAACUGUGUGGCCUUAGCCGUCUACAUCCCCUUCCCCGAGGAUGACUCGAAUGCCACCAACUCCAACCUGGAGCGUGUGGAGUAUCUGUUCCUCAUCAUUUUCACGGUGGAGGCGUUCCUGAAGGUGAUAGCCUACGGCCUGCUCUUCCACCCAAACGCCUACCUAAGGAACGGCUGGAAUUUGCUCGACUUCAUCAUUGUAGUCGUAGGGUUAUUCAGUGCGAUCUUGGAGCAGGCCACCAAGGGUGACGGGGCCACUACUAUUGGAGGAAAGGCGGCAGGCUUCGAUGUCAAAGCUCUGCGGGCAUUCAGAGUACUCAGACCCCUUAGACUGGUCUCUGGAGUACCCAGUUUACAGGUAGUGUUGAACUCCAUAAUCAAAGCCAUGGUUCCUUUGCUUCAUAUCGCCCUGCUGGUCCUCUUUGUCAUCAUCAUCUAUGCCAUCAUCGGCCUGGAGCUCUUCAUGGGCAAGAUGCACAAGACCUGUGUUCACAAGGAUAAAGGCACCAUUCAGGAGGAAAAGCCGGCACCAUGUGCACCUGAAACAGCUUUUGGUCGACACUGUAAACCUGUAAACGGAACAGAGUGUAAAAUGGGAUGGGAGGGUCCAAAUGACGGCAUCACCAACUUUGACAACUUUGCCUUCGCCAUGCUGACCGUGUUCCAGUGUAUCACCAUGGAGGGCUGGACUGAUGUGCUGUACUGGAUGCAGGAUGCUAUGGGCUAUGAGCUGCCAUGGGUCUAUUUUGUCUCUCUCGUCAUCUUCGGCUCCUUUUUCGUUCUCAAUCUCGUUCUGGGGGUGUUGAGCGGAGAGUUUUCUAAGGAGAGGGAGAAGGCCAAGGCACGUGGUGACUUCCAGAAACUCAGAGAAAAACAGCAGCUGGAGGAGGAUCUCAAGGGCUACUUAGACUGGAUCACUCAAGCUGAAGACAUCGACCCAGAGAAUGAAGAGGAAGGGCUGGACGAUGACAAACCCAGAAACCUGAGCAUGCCAGCCAGUGAGAAUGAAUCAGUCAACACAGACAAUGUCCCCGGGGGAGACGUGGAGGGGGAGACCUGCUGUACCAGGCUAGCAAAUAGGAUCUCCAAAUCCAAGUUCAGUCGGUACUCGAGGAGGUGGAACAGGCUGUGUAGGAGGAAGUGUCGGGCGGCGGUCAAAUCGCAGGUUUUCUAUUGGCUGGUCAUCUUCCUGGUUUUCCUCAACACUCUGACCAUCGCGUCUGAACAUCACCAGCAGCCUCAGUGGUUAACUGAUGUACAAGAUAUAGCCAAUAAGGUGUUGCUAGCACUCUUUACCGGUGAGAUGCUCUUGAAGAUGUACAGUCUGGGCCUACAGGCAUACUUUGUCUCGCUCUUCAAUCGAUUCGACAGCUUCGUUGUAUGUGGAGGAAUACUUGAGACCAUUCUGGUGGAAACUAAAAUCAUGUCUCCUCUUGGCAUUUCUGUGCUCCGUUGCGUACGCUUGCUGCGAAUCUUCAAAAUAACCAGAUACUGGAACUCUCUGUCCAACCUGGUGGCCUCUCUGCUUAACUCUGUUCGAUCCAUCGCUUCCCUGUUGCUCCUACUGUUCCUCUUCAUCAUCAUCUUCUCCCUACUCGGCAUGCAGCUUUUUGGGGGAAAGUUCAACUUCGACGAGACCCGACGCAGCACCUUUGACAACUUCCCCCAGUCUUUGCUCACUGUGUUUCAGAUCUUAACAGGAGAAGACUGGAAUUCUGUGAUGUAUGAUGGCAUCAUGGCGUACGGUGGACCGUCGUUCCCCGGCAUGCUGGUCUGCAUCUACUUCAUCAUCCUCUUCAUCUGCGGAAACUAUAUCCUACUGAAUGUCUUCUUGGCCAUCGCUGUGGACAAUCUGGCAGACGCAGAGAGCCUAACAUCCGCCCAGAAAGAGGAAGAGGAGGAGAAGGAAAGGAAAAAACUAGCCAGGCUCGCCAGUCCAGAGAAGCGUCACAACAACGAGAAGCCUCCUCUUGAGGAGGAGAAGAAAGAGAAGAUAGAGCUGAAGUCUAUCACAUCUGAUGGAGAGACCAACACUGCCACAAAGAUCAACAUGGAUGACUACUGUGGAGAUGAGAGUGAAGAGAAAAAUCCAUAUCCUGCUAAUGAUUACAUAGGAGAUGAGGAUGAUGAUGAGCCAGAGAUGCCAGUGGGUCCGAGACCGCGGCCGCUUUCCGACAUUCAGCUGAAGGAGAAGGCUGUUCCCAUGCCGGAGGCCCCCGCUUUCUUCGUCUUCAGUCACACAAACAAAUUUAGGGUUCUGUGCCAUAAGAUUGUCAACCACAACAUCUUCACAAACCUCAUCCUCUUCUUCAUCCUGCUCAGCAGCAUCAGUCUGGCAGCAGAGGAUCCAGUCCAGAAUGACUCCUUUAGAAACACGAUCCUGGGCUAUGCCGACCAUGUAUUUACUGGACUUUUCACCAUAGAGAUUAUUCUUAAGAUGACGGCCUACGGAGCCUUCCUCCAUAAAGGUUCAUUCUGUAGGAACUAUUUUAACAUUCUGGACCUGGUGGUGGUCAGUGUGUCCCUCAUCUCCUCUGGAAUACAACUAGACUUCUCGACGUCCAGUGCAAUUAAUGUGGUGAAGAUCCUGAGAGUUCUGCGAGUGCUCAGGCCACUGAGGGCCAUCAACAGAGCCAAGGGACUGAAGCAUGUAGUGCAGUGCGUGUUUGUGGCCAUCAGGACUAUCGGCAACAUCGUCAUUGUCACCACGUUGCUCCAGUUCAUGUUUGCCUGCAUUGGAGUACAACUCUUCAAGGGCAAGUUCUUCUACUGCAGUGACAGCUCUAAACAGACUGAGGCAGACUGCAGAGGUUCCUACAUCAUGUAUAAGGAUGGUGAUGUGGGGAAACCUGAGAGAGCCAUGAGAAAGUGGGAGAACAGUGACUUUAACUUUGACGAUGUCCUGCAAGGCAUGAUGGCGCUGUUUGCUGUGUCUACCUUUGAGGGCUGGCCAGGGUUACUGUACCGGGCCAUAGACUCUCACUCUGAGGACGUUGGGCCCAUCUACAACUACCGUGUGGUCAUCUCUAUCUUCUUUAUCAUCUACAUCAUCAUCAUUGCCUUCUUCAUGAUGAACAUCUUUGUCGGUUUCGUCAUCGUUACAUUCCAGGAGCAAGGAGAGCAAGAAUAUAAGAACUGUGAGCUGGACAAGAACCAGCGUCAGUGUGUGGAGUAUGCCUUGAAGGCCCGCCCAUUGCGUCGUUACAUCCCUAAGAACCCCUACCAGUACAAAGUGUGGUAUGUGGUUAAUUCCACUUACUUUGAGUACCUGAUGUUCACGCUCAUCCUCCUCAACACCAUCUGUCUGGCCAUGCAGCAUCAUGGGCAGACCACAAAGUUCAAUGAUGCCAUGAACAUCCUCAACAUGCUCUUCACUGGACUCUUCACUGUGGAGAUGAUCCUUAAACUAAUCGCCUUCAAACCCAGGGGGUACUUUAGUGAUCCCUGGAAUGUGUUUGAUUUCCUCAUCGUAAUUGGCAGCAUAAUAGACGUCAUUCUCAGUGAGAUCAACCAUUAUUUUGUUGAUGCAUGGAACACAUUUGAUGCCUUGAUAGUUGUGGGUAGCAUUGUUGACAUAGCGAUCACUGAGGUUAACCCAGCUGACUCCUCCUCGUCCUCGUCCUCCUCCUCUUCGUCCUCCUCCUCCUCCUCUUCCUCCUCUCACCCCCCUGUGGUAAGGCCAAUGGGACUGCAGAACUCUGAAGAGAACGCCAGGAUCUCCAUCACCUUCUUCCGGCUGUUCCGCGUGAUGAGGCUGGUGAAGCUGCUGUCUCGCGGGGAAGGGAUUCGGACCCUGCUGUGGACCUUCAUCAAAUCCUUCCAAGCUCUGCCCUACGUAGCUCUGCUUAUAGUGAUGCUAUUCUUCAUAUACGCUGUCAUCGGUAUGCAGAUGUUUGGUAAAAUAGCGCUGCAGGACCACACUCAGAUCAACAGGAACAACAAUUUCCAGACGUUCCCUCAGGCAGUGCUGCUGCUCUUCAGAUGUGCGACAGGUGAGGCGUGGCAGGAGAUCAUGCUGGCGUGCUCGCCCCAGAAGCCGUGUGAGAAAGGAUCAACCACUGAGAACAGCCCUCACAAUGAGGACUGUGGCAGCCAGUUUGCUAUCAUUUACUUUGUCAGCUUCUACAUGCUCUGUGCCUUUCUGAUCAUCAAUCUCUUCGUGGCUGUCAUCAUGGACAACUUUGACUACCUGACGCGUGAUUGGUCGAUCCUGGGGCCGCAUCAUCUUGACGAAUUUAAGAGGAUCUGGGCUGAAUAUGACCCAGAAGCCAAGGGGAGGAUAAAGCACCUGGAUGUGGUGACUCUGCUCCGGAGAAUUCAGCCUCCCCUUGGCUUUGGAAAGCUCUGUCCACACAGGGUGGCCUGCAAGCGUCUGGUGUCAAUGAACAUGCCUCUGAACAGUGAUGGAACAGUGAUGUUCAACGCCACACUGUUUGCCCUGGUCAGGACCGCACUCAGGAUAAAGACAGAAGGUAACCUGGAGCAGGCCAAUGAAGAACUGAGGGCCAUAGUUAAGAAGAUCUGGAAGAGAACCAGCAUGAAACUCCUGGAUCAAGUAGUGCCCCCUGCUGGCGACGAUGAAGUUACAGUUGGGAAGUUCUACGCUACCUUCCUCAUUCAGGAAUACUUCCGCAAGUUUAAGAAGAGGAAAGAACAAGGACUGGUGGCCAAAGUGCCCCCCAAAACUGCUCUCUCUCUGCAGGCGGGCCUGCGGACAUUGCAUGACAUUGGUCCAGAGAUUCGGAGGGCCAUCUCUGGAGACUUGACCGUGGAGGAGGAGCUGGAUAAAGGCAUAAAGGAACCCGUGUCGGCUGCAUCCGAGGACGAUAUCUUCAGGGUAAAGCGGGCGGGUGGGUUGUUCGGCAACCACGUCAACUACUACAACCAGAGUGAUGGUCGUGGGUCCUUCCCACAGUCCUUCACUACUCAGCGUCCGUUGCACAUCAGCCAGAAGGGCUCUCCCUGUGAAGGCGAGAGUCCAUCCCAUGAGAAGCUCAUGGACUCAACUACCUUCACCCCUUCCUCUUACUCUUCAUCUGGCUCCAAUGCCAACAUCAACAAUGCCAACAACACUGGCAUGGCUGGGGUGGCGACCCAGGGCAUCAGUCGAUUCCCAAGCCCUUCAAUAAGCACUGUGGACGGGCACACGGGACAGCCGCUCACCCCCAUCCUGCUGCCUAGAUCUGCGUGGUGCUUCCCUCCAAAGAGGACGUGUUUUUAUGACACCCUCAUGCGCUCGGACUCGAGUGACAGCCGUCUGCCAAUGAUCCGGAGAGGCGAGGGGUCAACAGAGGAGACGUACGAUGAGAGCUACGCUGACGACAGGGAGUAUCCCGAGGACGACCACUCACUCUCCUCUGACAUGCUGGUGUAUGGUCAUGAUGAAACAUGUAAGCAGUUGACUCCCAUGGAGGAAGGAGAGGCGAUAGAGGACAGAAGAGGAGGAUGGCAAUCUCCCAGGAGAGUCUUCCUCUGCCCCACUUCUCUGGGGCGGAGAUCGUCCUUCCAUCUGGAGUGUCUGAGGAGACAGUCACGGCCAGAUGUCUCCCAGAAGACAGCUGUACCGCUACACCUUGUACAUCAUCAGGCUCUGGCAGUGGCAGGGUUGAGUCCUCUGCUAAGAAGGAGUCACUCACCCACCCUCUUCAGCCGGCUGUGUUCCACGCCUCCAGCCAGUCCCACAGCCCAUGGCAGUGAUGCCUCCUACCAGCGAGUCCCGUCUCUGAGGCUAGAGGGCUCCAACUCCCAUGAAAAGCUCAAUACCAGCUUGCCCUCUGUCAACUGUGGGCCGUGGUACAGCGACAGUAAUGGGAACAGCCGGGUACCCAGUCCUAACCCCAAUCAAAGACCACCGCGACCAGUGUCACUCACAGUGCCCUCGUUACUUGGAAGAGACUCCAGCUCACUACUGUCUCAUGGCAGUGCAGGCAGUCUAGUGGAGGCGGUGCUAAUAUCAGAGGGCUUGGGCCAGUUCGCCCAGGACCCAUCCUUCAUUGAGGCCACCAAAGCUGAGUUGGCUGAUGCCUGCGAUAUGACCAUCGAGGAGAUGGAGCACGCCGCCAACAACAUUCUCAAUGGCAACACCACCACAAACGCCACAUCCAGCACCUCCUCCACCUCCCAGCACAGCCCCAAUGGCAACCUCCUCCCCUUCCACACAGCAGCAGCAACACACAGGGAACGAGCGGUCAGCUUGACUCCCAGUGAGGACGGGGGAGAGUCUGGAAGCAGCAGAGGCUCCAUCCAUGAGCCAUCCUCAUUGGAGGAGCGGCAAGAGCUUUUAGCAGGAGGGACAGGACGAGAAGAGGAGGAAGAAGAGGUGUUAGGGACGGAGGACGGGCACCACAGAAGCUCAGUUGUGAUUGGAGGAGCACGGCAGAGGAACAGCGGGCUGUUGGAGGACGAAGAUUUGGAGUGUGUGACAAGUUUGUAGGAGUCGGCUUAACGGGUUCGAUUGGCCGACUGGCCCCUCUGACAUCAUCAGAGACUGACGCUUGUCAGUGCUGGGUAACAGUGCCGCGGCUGGCUCUGUCUGUCCCUGCCCCUCACACACACAC
Scomber japonicus (chub mackerel) is the source of this 7090-nucleotide messenger RNA. It is a transcript of the gene cacna1c, whose product is annotated as calcium channel, voltage-dependent, L type, alpha 1C subunit. Gene Ontology annotation, molecular function: high voltage-gated calcium channel activity. Lineage: Eukaryota; Metazoa; Chordata; Actinopteri; Scombriformes; Scombridae. Gene Ontology annotation, biological process: calcium ion import across plasma membrane. The record is from RefSeq and is a predicted model, not a curated record. Gene Ontology annotation, cellular component: membrane; voltage-gated calcium channel complex. The transcript is spliced from 54 exons. Bases 1 to 6966 code for a protein of 2321 amino acids.